Messenger RNA from Trifolium pratense (red clover), 2228 nucleotides. RefSeq names its product exocyst complex component EXO70B1-like. Gene Ontology annotation, biological process: exocytosis. Gene Ontology annotation, molecular function: phosphatidylinositol-4,5-bisphosphate binding. The transcript has a single exon. The record is from RefSeq and is a predicted model, not a curated record. Gene Ontology annotation, cellular component: exocyst. NCBI's taxonomy places the organism in Eukaryota, Viridiplantae, Streptophyta, Magnoliopsida, Fabales, Fabaceae. The coding region runs from base 530 to 2110 and encodes 526 amino acids.
AGAAAAGAGUGAAUGUAAAUGCAUGGAACUUACUUGAUUAAGAAUGGUUUGAGAUAGGAUGUUGAAGUUUUCCACAAAAUCGCUCUCAAGAAGAAGAAUGAGUGGUGUUGUUGGUGUUUAGAAGAAAAAACGUAACUGAGAGGAGAAGUUCAGCUUCUGUUUCUAUAUCAGUUAACUUCGGUUAACAAAACUCGAAGGGAAAAGCGAACGAUUUCUAUUAACCGAUUUUUUUUAAAGUUCGAUUCGUAUAACCCGAAACACCGUGCAGGGGCAAAAACGUAAGUAAGGGGGUAUAAAAGAAACGUGGGGGGCCUAAAGAGAAAAUAUCCUCAGCUCUUCCUUCAACUAUCUCUUUGGACAUUGGAAUGUCUUGAAGAUUGUUCUAUAUAGCCUUUUCAGCUUCAUCAUCGGCUUCUUGAAUUUAUUUGCAAACAAAUGGCAACACUCAACAAGUCAUUGGAUUAAAGCUCACGCAGCUUUUUUGGUAUUAACAAUCACUACACUCUACUCAUUCUUCUUCGAUAAAUUAAUGAAGGGAAAACCAGAUGCAUAUAGUCUACUUUCAUGUGCUGCUUUUGCUAUCAUGUCACUGAGUUUGUCGCGGGAAACUCAGUCCGGAUUCAAAAUCGAUCUUAUAUAUUUUUUCCUCGGAAGUCUAAUUCUGCAACUCAUGAAGAUUAAAUUGCUAUUAUGCAUUCCAGGAGUAGGUUUCGGUUACUUAAUUUUUAUUCUUCGUUCUCAUUUCUCUUCUAUAAAUGAUGCAAUUCAAGCCGAGUCACAUUCACAACAAUUGGUCAGUACUAUUGAUAAUGACGAUCCCACUAGUCUUCAAGAUGAAAAUCUGAAUGUUAUUGUCGAUCCACAUUCAACACAACUGGCCAGUACUAGUACUGCUGAUAUUGGAGGUAGUAUGCUGGAAAAAAUUAGUGAUUGUGUGAAGGCACUUCGGCAAGAAAAUUCAACUCUCAUGGAAAUGCUUAUGGAAAAGUUGAAAGAUUACCUUAGUGACGAUUCUGGAUUUAAUGUGUCUGACCCAGACUUCAUGAUCAUGGCCUUGUCAACUGAAACAAUCGACAACCUUCACAAAACAGCCAAGUUGAUGGUUCGUGCUGGGUUAAAGUGUGAACUCUCCGACGUAUAUACCAGUUCCCGGAGGGAAUAUUUGGUCGAAAGCCUCUCAAGAUUAGGGUUCAAGAAACUCAGCAUUGAAGACCUUCAGAUGUUGUCAUGGAAAGAAAUUGAAGAUGAGAUUAAAAGAUGGAUCAAAGCUUCCAACGUGGCUUUGAAGAUAUUGUUACCCGCCGAACACAAACUCUUCGAUCAGGUUUUCUUUGGAUUCUCCUCCACUGCUGAUUUAUCGUUUAUGGAUGUUUGCAGGGAAUCCACACUUCAGCUGCUGGAUUCCGCUGAUACUAUCGCCAUAGGAAGUCGAUCACCUGAGCGGUUGUUUAGAGUCCUCGACAUGUUUGAAACAAUGCGUGACCUAAUAAUUCCAGAGUUUGAGUCUUUGUUCCCUUAUCAAUACAGUGGAUCCCUGCAAAUCGAAGCAAUGGCAACUUGCAAGGGAUUGGGGGAAGCAAUCAGAGGCAUUUUCAUAGAGUUUGGGAAUCAGAUUUCGCAAGAUUCAACGGAGGAAAUAUAUCAGAAAGAUGAACUUCCCUCGAUCACCAGUUACGUGAUGGAUCAUCUCUGUGCUGCUAGUCGGUCACGGAAGACCUUGGAGCAAGUGUUCGACGGAGAUUAUGGGGAUCCAUUGAAGGAAUAUCCUAAAAUUGAGGAUAGAGUGCAUUCCUGUUCCGAUCUCUCAGUACAGAUGGGUUUGAUUAUGAAGCUAUUAUGGAACAAGUUGGCCGCUAUAGCCAAAUACCAUGAAAAUGUAUUGAUAUAUAACAAGUUACCUCUGUGGCACUCUGGUUUCUUGAUGACAAACAGGAAGUACAUUGCUCAAAAAGCUGAAGAUAGUGAAUUAGGAGCUAUUUUAGGAGAUAACUGGUUCAUCAAUAAUCUACCUGGCCUAUUUCCCUCACAUCCCAUUGAUUUAAAUGAGUUGGCAGACAUAAACGUUUUUCUGCCAGGUCAAAAAGUUGCUUAUAAGCUUAAAAGAACAUAAGACUUUUUUUUAUAACUGUUUUUAUUUUAAGUAGAUUAUGAGCUUAUUGCUAAUAGUUUAUCAUAUUUUGUAUCAUAUUUAUUCUUACUUUUUAAUUAAAAUUCACUUUUACCCUCUA